AGCGACUUUGUCCGCCUGGUUCACAUCUUCUUCACCCUUUGACUGUAGCGUCAGUAGAGCACAGGCAGACCUGUGGAGCUAAGAAGGGGAGCAGUAGGAGGAGGUGGUUUGUUUCAUGUGAGCUUUACCUGCCUGGAAGGUGAGAAAGUCUAUUAGCAGCAGCUGCUGGAUCAUCACAGGGUGACACCCGCUCACGGCAAUGGAUGAACAAAUGAAGCAGCCUCGAUGAGGACUCGGGCGUUUUUUUAUUCGCGCUCCAAAGACUAAAGCUGCCCCAAGGACACGGAACCUGACAUCUUGUAUUUGAGUUGGACUUUUUUUCCUCCUCCAAUGUGUCUGUGGAUGGAUUUUAAAGGGGAGAUUUGACGAAAAUUUAAGAGACUCAGUCAGUGGAUGCAGUCUGUUCCAGGAGACCAUAGUAAGAGUCGUUCAGGUUUGAAAUGAAUUGUCCCCAUUGGAGAUAAGGCAGAGUUGAAUUUGGCCGUCAUGAAAGAGAGAUCAAGGAGGAGGAGCUGUGGUGUUUGUGAGGACGAUGGGUCGGAUUCCUGAUUGAGUUUUCCAAAUAUCCUUUGAAGUUGAUCGUUUGGAGUUGAAGUUGGACACAAGGCGGCAUGGACUCACCACAGAAGGGUCCCCCGGCGCGGCCCAGCUUCUCUCCACUCCAGGAAAGACUCAAUGCCACGCCCGGCCUCAUGCUGCCAUCCUCACUCGUGCCCCCAUCGCCAUCCACCCCGAGCGACACCUUCCCGCCCCUCAACGAGCUGGCCGACUUGGAGAGCAUGUUGCUGUGGACGCUGCACGAGCCCAGCACCAUCGCCCUGACGCUCAUGUACUGCCUGUCUUUUGUUCUGGGCUUUGUGGGCAACCUGAUGUCCCUGCGCGUCCUCACCAACAGACGCAGCCGGCGGCUGGCGGGCAUCAGCGCCACCCGCAGCCUGCUGGUCAACCUGGCCGUGUGCGACCUGGCCGUGGUGUGCGUGUGCAUGCCCAUCACGCUGGCCAGUCAGAUCUACACCGCCUGGGUCUACGGCGACCUCCUGUGCCGAGCCGUGCCCUUCACACAGGCCGUCUCCGUGUCGGCCAGCGUGCUGACGCUAACCGUCAUCAGUGUCAACCGCUACUACAGUGUCCGCUCGCCGCUGAAGGCCCGCUCCAUGUUUACACGUCGACGUAUCCUGGCAACGGUCGGUGUGGUGUGGGCCGUGUCGUCCGUCAUGUGCGCCCCCAUCGCCGUGAUGAACCGGCGGCGGGAGAUCAGCUUUGGGACGUUCGCCAUCUUGGUUUGUCAGGAGGAGUGGCCAAAGCCUCGCCUAAAACAAGGAUACAACGUCUUGCUCUUUGCCAUGCUCUACUGUCUGCCCGUCACCUUCAACCUCACUAUCAGCUUCCUGACGGGCCGGCGCCUGUGGACCAAUAAGAAGUCCGCCUUCGCUGACCUGGACCCUCGCAGCCAGGCGCUGCAUGCAUCGCGCCUCAAGACGCGGCAGAAGAUCGCCAGGAUGGUGGUGUGCCUGGUGCUGCUCUUUGCCGCCUCGUGGCUGCCGCUCUACUUGGCCGACCUUUGGAUCGAUCGUGAGCAAAGGCCGCCGUCUUGGCUGCUGCAGACACGGCCGUUUGCCCAAUGGUUGGGCCUGACCAAUUCCAGUCUCAACCCCAUUUGCUACUGCUUCAUCGGCGACCUGUACCGCUCGGCUCGGGUGAUACGGACGCGCUACUACCAGAAGGUGGCCUCCCUUUUUGGCACCACAUCCUUCUCCAGCUCAGCUGCGGUGGCGUCUCCCGUCAGCGUCGGCGUUGAGGACAGCAAAGUGGCCGCCUCAGGGCGAGGGCACAUUGCUGCCACUGCCGCUGUCUCCGCUGUCUCGGUGGCAACCAUUCCUCGUUUCCUGAGCUUGGCGCGAGGUCAGGGACUAGGCCGGAAGGACGCCGACAGCCGCUUCGGAUCCGACCACAGCAUCUCAGACUGGUGUCGCUCCAGUCCGAGCGUGUGCGACAAUAACACCUUGUUUCCCGGCCAGAUGCUCAUGUUCGAUCCCGCCGCACAGAGGCAAGACUUCCUUCCCGCGAGGAGACAUUCUGCCAACGAGAACUUUGGCUCGCUACCUUCAAGACUGGAAGGGGGGACGGAUGUGUCGCCUGCGAGGAGGCAUUCGGGAGGCAGACUAUCUGCAGCUUGCGCUGAUAAGAGAGAAAUCAUCACCGGCAGCUUUUGUUACGACGGCUGGCGCUCGAGUGACACAUCCCAAAGACGAGAGAAUGAAAGCGGCGACAUGAGCAGCGUGUGAAAGCUGGAAGCUUAUCUGGCAGCUCACAAAGCUUCACCUGAGGCUGAUGUGCUUAAUACCUCUCCCCCACACACACCCACACACACAAACACUACUUUUUGUCUCCAGAAUGACCAGUCCUCUGUCCCUUUCCUGCCAUCCUAAGCACAAACGAGACCUGGGGGGGGGCUUGAUACCCCACCUUGGCGAGGUUUAUUGGCAGGAGUGCCACUUAUCAGCGCUAAAACACCAGCCUCAGUUACUGUUUUUUUUAAAUUCAUCUGCCAGACAACAGUAUAAACUGCUUGGUUGUACUGGAGGAAGGACUUUCACAUUUCUGUUUGCUCAUCACACCAAAGGCCAAGCUGCUUUAGUUUUACAGACACACCAUCGGGUCGCCAAGGGUAAUGUCACAGUGUUAAUAGUCUGUGCCCACACUCGAUCUUUACCAGCAAGGCUUCUUACAUACACUUUGUGGACAAAAGUCUUGGGACACACCUCUUACUUCAUCAAAUCAAUCCGGGGUCGGUGCGAUCCAAAGUACGUCCAGGUGCAAAAGUCUCGUCUGAGGGCCUACUCACACUUGACCAGUGCUUCUCAAAUAGUUGGGCGGGUCCCCCUAUUGGGCCUGAUCUUGUGAAAAGUUUUAUAGUUGCAAAGCUCCCCGCAGCUGUCAAACAAUAGUUGAGCACAGGAUAUUUGGAAUGGCAGUCGAGAGCGCUGACCGUUGGGCCAAAAGCCCGGACAGUCAACCCAGGGUUCAGUGCAGCUCUUAAAGCGUACACUUGCUGGCAUCUGUUACACUCACACCCUCAAACCUCACUCAAUAUAACCCACCUGUUUCAGCAGCCUCACACUGGAUUAAACACUGGACCUUCGGACCCUCUCAACCCAGCGUUCAGCGCAGAUAUUAAGGCCGAGGGAGUGGGGUUUACCAACAUACACUUGCGCAGCCACACUGGCUGGCCUUUCUUACAUAUGGAUGGCUGCUCUUAUGGUGUAGAUCUGGAAGAAGUAGAGAAGGUGGAAUGAAACAUCAAUAUUUCAACACGACCACGUUCCCUGAAUCCCACAAACCCCCGUUGGACAGGCAUGGUCGAAACUGUUUGGAAAAGGGACACGCAAUGACUUGAAGGCAUCAUCCUGCAAGCAAUCACGCAGUCUGCUACUGCUGCUAGCGUCUUCCUCCUUCCUCUCACCUAUUUCCUUGCCUGUCGCCUUGUCCCUGUUGUGUGUUUUUUUGGGGUUUUUUUGCCGUUUCAUUAAACCCUUUUGUCUUCGCUCGACUCUGUCGUCUGUCUGGAACGCUGUCUGACAAUGCUUCCCAUGGGAAGUAAGAAUCGGUUCCAGGGUCAAACCAUGACCAGCUUUAUUAAGUGUACAGGCCAUUUUUAAAGUCACAUUUUAACAUUAUUCAUUGCCACACAAGUGUCAAAAGAAGUGAAGCAGUGUAUAAAAGUGGUGACACUUUGAAUGUGAGUUCGCUUACCACAUCACUUCCUGGCGGUAUUCUUCUUCUCUUCUCACCCUUUGUUGACACCGAGCCUAACUGAGGAAAACAAACAUAAAACACAAAAAGUCAGCAUUUUCCUACCUUUUUCCCAUGUGCCGCUGUUUUGUGCAAAAGGCGAUGGAGGGACAAAAGUUGGCAUGGCAAUGUUGCCCCUUUUGGAGGUAGCAUCAGAGCCGUAACGGCGGUGGCCGAGAAGUGCAAAGCGCGUUAACAAAAAGCAGAACAAAGUACAAUUACACCACGCGGAGGGGGGCUGUACCACACGAAUCAGACAGGAAGCGGAAACAUUUGGAGUUGUGGCGGGUGUUGGUGGGUGUUAAUUGGCAUCAUGUUUUGUGGCACACACUUGAGCUGCUUGACGUGAUUUUGUUGCACAUGUGGCCGUUGUUGGAUUUAUUAAAUGGUACUUGCCAGACUACAGGAGUCCAUCCAAUGUUUUAAUGAGGGUAUACCAGGGGUACAGUCCCCUUACG
Messenger RNA from Dunckerocampus dactyliophorus (ringed pipefish), 4250 nucleotides. Its product is annotated as neuropeptide FF receptor 2. The record is from RefSeq and is a predicted model, not a curated record. Gene Ontology annotation, molecular function: peptide binding; G protein-coupled receptor activity. The transcript has 3 exons. Gene Ontology annotation, biological process: neuropeptide signaling pathway. Gene Ontology annotation, cellular component: membrane. The coding region runs from base 612 to 2285 and encodes 557 amino acids. NCBI's taxonomy places the organism in Eukaryota, Metazoa, Chordata, Actinopteri, Syngnathiformes, Syngnathidae.